Molecule: messenger RNA, 618 nt
Organism: Nezara viridula (southern green stink bug)
Lineage: Eukaryota; Metazoa; Arthropoda; Insecta; Hemiptera; Pentatomidae
Source: the annotation of a GenBank genome assembly
AUGUCUGAACCAUCACCAGUAGAAACGGAACAUUUGGAUGCAGCCCUGGAAGAUCUGGAUAUAGAAUCUGAUUACAAGCCUCCUCCAGAGAAGAGUUUAGAAGAGUUGUUAUCUGCUGAUAAAGAGGAUGAAAGUUUGCAAAAAUAUAAAGAAGCCCUGUUAGGUGAAGCCAAAGUUGGAAAAGUUAUAGUUGAUCCAAAUGAUGAUAGGAAAGUUAUUGUCAAGAGACUAGCUCUUUGUGUUAAAGGUAGACCUGACAUGGAGCUUGAUUUAACAAAACCUCUGGAUGAAUUGAAAAAACAAGUAUUUGUCAUCAAAGAAGGAAUUUCUUACCGCAUCAGGAUUGACUUUUUAGUCCAAAGGGAAAUUGUGCAUGGCUUAAAGUAUGUGCAGAAAACCUACAGACUUGGUGCUAGAGUUGACAAGAUGACUCAUAUGGUUGGUUCUUAUCCUCCUAAGACGGAAUUACAAAGCUAUACUACUCCACCUGAAGAUGCACCAUCUGGACUUGUAGCUAGAGGAUCUUAUACUGUCCAUUCCCUGUUUACAGAUGAUGAUAAGCAUAUUCAUUUAAAAUGGGAAUGGAUAUUUGAAAUAAAAAAGGACUGGAAAGAAUAA